CAACAAAAGCUGCUUCCAAAGGUCAAAACCCGACCCCCUCACCUUCUCUCUCUUUAAUGGCGGCUAGGCUUGCUAAAGAAGAGGAUUUCUAGUUCUCUUUGGCCACCAAGUCCUUCUGACCCGGCCUCUCUCCUCUGCCCCCCUCUUUCCCCUUUCUACCCUCCUUCCGACCCUAUAGCCUCCCAUUCCCACAAAAAACCGCAUAAAAAUCCAAUUUUGGCACCCCUUCCUCCGAGAUCCGUUCCCUUGUUACAAGGACAUUCGUCCAGAUUUGAGCUCGUUUGAUCCGAGGUUUCCGAGCAAACAUACCGUAGUUUCUGGAGAAGAAGGGUUUGUUGGUGUGGGAGUGAGGAAUGGGGACCGCGUGGAGGCGGGCAAAGAGAGCGCUGGCGGCGAGUCUUUGCGUCUAUAUUCCGAGCAAUCUGGACGAUGACGGUGGCUCGCCGACCGGCGUUCACGCCGCCGAAAGGUCGUCGAAUGCUGCGGCGGCGUCUUCUCCGACGUCGUCUGGCGGAGCGUCGGAUUACCGAGCACUGAUGCCGACCACGCCCACUCCGACCUCCUCCGGCCUCCGGCUUCCUAGAUCCGGCAGCAGAUCGUCAAAGAGAACAUGUUCUAUAUGUCUUGGCACCAUGAAAGCGGGCCAUGGCCAUGCCCUCUUCACCGCAGAGUGCUCUCAUACAUUUCACUUUCAUUGCAUAGCCUCAAAUGUGAAGCAUGGCAACCGUGUGUGCCCAGUAUGCAGAGCCAAGUGGAAGGAGAUACCCUUCCAGGGCCCCCCAUCCUCUGAGCAUCCUCAUGGAAGAGCCCGAGUAAACCCAGUCAACUGGCCCCAAGAAGAAGGCUACAUGACUGUUGUGCGUCGGCUUUCUCGUGCAGAUUCUGCAAACCGACAGCACCACCUCACUCCUCUCUUCCAUACGUCAGAGCCAAUCUAUUUCAACGAUGACGAUCCUCUUGACUUGCAGCCUGAUAUGCCGAAAGAUUCUCAACAUGGUUGUAGUAAAACAGUAGAGUUCAAGAUGUACCCAGAAUUCUCAGCCAUUCCUCGGUCAGCCUCCCAAGAGAACUUCACUGUCCUGAUCCACCUGAAGGCCCCUCAUGCUAGCACAAACCAGCUUUCUGGCCAAAACAUCAAUACAAGCUCAACAACUUCACAAACUUCUCGUGCUCCUGUGGACCUUGUCACGGUGCUUGAUGUCAGCGGCAGCAUGGCUGGCACGAAGCUAGCACUUCUUAAGCGUGCCAUGGGGUUUGUUAUCCAAAAUCUUGGACCCUCUGAUAGGCUUUCUGUCAUCGCCUUCUCUUCGACCGCACGCCGACUCUUCCACCUCCGUCGGAUGUCCGACUCUGGUAGGCAGCAGGCCCUGCAAGCUGUCAAUUCUCUGUUGGCUGGUGGUGGCACCAACAUUGCUGAGGGCCUCAGGAAGGGGGCCAAGGUGAUCGAGGAGCGCAGAGAGAAGAACCCAGUCUGCAGCAUCAUUCUUCUCUCUGAUGGGCAGGACACAUAUACUGUAGCCUCUAGUGCUGGUGGAACUCAGCGUACACAAUCAGUCUACGAGUCACUAGUUCCGUCCUCUAUUCGUGGUGCAACCAGCCAUCAAACACCUGUUCAUGCCUUUGGUUUUGGGGCAGAUCAUGAUUCUGCUUCCAUGCAUUCAAUCUCAGAAACCUCUGGUGGGACUUUUUCUUUUAUCGAGGCUGAGGGUGUGAUUCAAGAUGCAUUUGCUCAGUGCAUUGGUGGCCUCCUGAGUGUAGUUGUUCAAGAGAUGUGGGUGGGUGUGGAGUGCAUGCACCCAGGCGUACGGCUUGCUCCGAUAAAGUCGGGCAGCUAUACAAGUAAUGUGGCAGCGGAUGGACGGAGUGGAUCAAUCGAUGUGGGUGACCUGUAUGCUGAUGAAGAAAGAGAUUUCCUUGUAUCUGUAAACAUUCCGCCAGCCUAUGAUGAGUUUGUGCUGCUGAGGGUGGGUUGUUCCUAUAGAGACCCGGUACUGAAUGAGACUAUCAACUUGGAUGGUAACGAGCUGAGGAUUCAGAGGCCAGCAGUCGUUGAGGGCCAGAUGAUGUCAAUUGAGGUUGAUCGUGAGAGGAAUCGUGUUCAGGCUGCAGAAGCCAUGGCGGCAGCAAGGGCGGCAGCUGAGAGGGGUGCACUAUCUGAUGCAGUGUCCAUACUUGAGGAGCGUAGGAGGAUAUUGUCUGAAUCCCUGGUAGGAAGAUCUAGUGACCAGUUGUGCUUGGCGUUGGAUGCAGAGCUGAAGGAGAUGCAGGACAGGAUGGCUAGCCGACAGAGGUAUGAGGCUUCUGGGCGGGCGUACGUGCUAUCGGGGCUCAGCUCACAUUCAUGGCAAAGGGCAACAGUCCGUGGAGACUCAACGGACAGUACCAGCCUCAUUCAUGCCUAUCAGACACCAUCGAUGGUAGACAUGCUUGAGCGAUCACAGACAUUGAGUCUAUCUCCACGACUUCUCAACCCACCACUCCGUCAGGUGAGGUCCUUCUCGGCGCAACUGCACCCGAGGUAGUUGAGUUCCCCAUUUCUUAGAAGGAGAACAAGAUUAAGCAUUGCAUUAAUGUUUUUGUCUAGUAUCUUUUUCCCUCUUAUUCUGAGGUGGGGGUUGGAGCAGUAGUGGGGCCGUACAGGAGAAGGUCAGGGUAAAUGGGCUUGGGGGCAUACAAGAUGGGGAUAUUGCUCCUAGGUUGUAAAUGAAUAAAAUCUGGAAAGGUGGGAUAGAAGGGAGGAUUGAGGUGAAAGGAGGUAUAAUGUUUUCAAGGGGAAAAAGGGUGUAGGUAUAUUAGCUAGGCUUUUCUUUUCAGAAAUUUUUUAAUUUUCUUUUUUAUCUUUGGUGUUGUAUAUAAGAGAAGGCUUUCCCUGAAAAAGGGUGGUAUAAGCUUUUGUAAUCUUUGGGAAUAUAUGGGGGUGCAUUCUUCUCUUGGAUUUAUACUUCUGUAGUAUCUGGCCAAUUCAUUCAUUUCAAGUCCUU
This is a messenger RNA of Elaeis guineensis (African oil palm), 2981 nucleotides long. RefSeq names its product E3 ubiquitin-protein ligase WAV3. The record is from RefSeq and is a predicted model, not a curated record. Lineage: Eukaryota; Viridiplantae; Streptophyta; Magnoliopsida; Arecales; Arecaceae.